Messenger RNA from Sarcophilus harrisii (Tasmanian devil), 957 nucleotides. It is a transcript of the gene RRP8, whose product is annotated as ribosomal RNA processing 8. NCBI's taxonomy places the organism in Eukaryota, Metazoa, Chordata, Mammalia, Dasyuromorphia, Dasyuridae. The record is from RefSeq and is a predicted model, not a curated record. The coding region runs from base 24 to 851 and encodes 275 amino acids. The transcript has 4 exons. Gene Ontology annotation, cellular component: chromatin silencing complex; nucleolus; rDNA heterochromatin. Gene Ontology annotation, biological process: cellular response to glucose starvation; rDNA heterochromatin formation; regulation of transcription by glucose. Gene Ontology annotation, molecular function: methyltransferase activity.
UCGCACGUGGUCCCGGAGCCCCCAUGUUCGAGGAGCCCGAGUGGGCCGAGGAGGCCCCGGCCCCGGCCGCCCGCCCGCCGCCGAUCCCGCGCGCUGGGGUUAAGUCAGCGCCGCGCGCCAAGGGCUUCAGCCGUAAACAGCUCCAAGCUACAUUACAGGCACUCCAGGCUGCAGCACUGCCUUAUCCUCUUCCUAACCAAGAGGGCAAUGACUCCAACUCAGAUUCUGACGUUGGGGAGGAGAAGAGAAAAAAGAGGAAGAAGACCCCCAAAGUGGCUCCAUUUAUGGAAGAAAAUUCAAAGCUACCAGUUCAAAGAGUAAAAAUUAAGAAAGGAGAGAGCAAAGGCUCUGGAACCCCAAAGAAUAGUGAUCUGGUCUCUGUGCUUCCCCAGAAGGACCCAGCCCUCAUGAGCACCACUCACAGACCAGUGGAAGAUAGGAAUACCACAGAACCAAGGCUAAGUCGGAAACAGUGGAGAAACCGUCAGAAAAACAAAAGGAGACAAAAAAAUAAGUUUCUGCCCCUGAAGCCACAGAGUGUUGCAGCUCCUGAACAGGAGACUGCCCCUGAACUGACAGAGGAGUGUGAGUCAACGUUGGAAGCAAAGGAGUCAAGGUCAUCUCUGGACAGGGGUGGGAUGCUUCGGGCAAAGAUGAAGCUAAGGCUUGAAGGAGCUCGUUUCCGUUUCCUCAAUGAGCAGCUUUACUCUGUAACCAGCAGUGCCGCAAGCCAUAUCUUCCAGGAAGACCCUGAGGCCUUUGAGCUUUACCAUCGUGGCUUUCAGAACCAAAUAAAGCGAUGGCCCUUGAAGCCUGUGGACCAAAUCGUGAAAGAUUUGAAACAGCAGUGAGCCAGCAUCCCUAGUUGUGGCAGAUUUUGGUUGUGGAGACUGUCACCUUGCCUCUAGUGUCAGGAACACCGUUCACUGCUUUGACCUUGCUGCACUUGACCCCCGU